UGGGCUGAUAGCUUUAACUGCGGCCUCCAUUGUGCAAAUCUUACUCUCUCCUUUCUUGUUCUUUGCGCAAAUCAUUCUUUGUGACAUAAAUCGAUUCAAGUUUCUUUUACAUCCGGAUACAUCCAUCCAAUUUGAUUCAACUCUAUCCUCAGGGAUCUUACCGAAACAAAAAAACUUUAUCUUCUUGGACUGUUGAUAGAUAAAGUCAGACCAUCAUCGUCUUCUUUGCUGCUUGAUUUUUUCACCUCUAAAUUGAUGUCUAGCUUUCUCUUGGAAUAUUCUAAUUAAGGUCACCUGAUGGGUAUUCGAGAGGUUCCUGUUAUCCGACUCAACAAGUAAAAUUGAGCUUUGAUGGAAUGAACAUUCGCAGGAUUUUUGAUGAUUAAACAAGCUGGUCUGCUUCCAAAGUUAGGUUGAAAGAGAGAAAAUAAAUAAACAGAUGACUACGGUGAGCAAAGCGAGGAAUGUUCUCGAGGGUUUGGUUAGAGAAGGAUCAUUUAAAUGGUUGAUUAAGAACCGGACUCCAUUCGAUGAGGAUUUUGAAGAAAUGGGAGAGUCUUCAUCAUCAGGAAGGAGUUGGGUGUCUGAGCUUUCACCUCUAGCCAAUGUAGUUGUUCGUAGAUGUUCAAAAAUCAUGGGCAUGUCUACUAGUGAACUUCAGGAUAACUUCAAUGCAGAUGCUUCUGAUUCUAUUAAGCAUCCUCAGUGCUAUGCAAGAAAUUUGUUGGAGUAUAUUAGUUUUAGAGCUCUUGCUUUGUCCACACAAGUAAUUGGUUAUCUUGAAGACAAGAAGUUCCGACGGUUGACUUUUUAUAUGAUGCUUGCAUGGGAAGUGCCAGCUGCUUCCAGCCAACCCUUUACAAAUGUGGAUGAUGAUUUAGCUGUGGGUAUGGAUGCUUUUUGUCGAAUUGCAUCAGCAGUGCCUAUCAUUGCUGAUGUGGUCACAAGUGGUAAUCUUUUUGAGGUGCUUGCAUCUUCUUCGGGUGGUCGCCUUCAAUUUUCAGUCUAUGAGAAAUAUCUUAACGGAUUAAAAAGGGCAAUUAGAAAAUUCAAAUCCAAUUCAGAGUCAUCACUUCUUUCAAACUUAAGAUCAGAUAGAGCAGAGAAAAUCAUGGAGGUGGAUGGAACAGUUACGAGCCAACCAGUUCUUGAACACAUUGGAAUUUCAGCAUGGCCUGGGCGAUUGAUUCUUACUGAUCAUGCCCUCUAUUUUGAGGCCCUCCUUGUUGUAUCUUAUGAUAAUGCCAAGAGAUAUGAUUUAUCUGAUGAUCUAAAGCAGGUAGUUAAGCCUGAACUUACUGGACCCUUGGGAACUAGAUUAUUUGAUAAGGCCGUCUUCUACAAGUCACUUUCCUUAGGCGAACCAGUUAUUAUGGAAUUCCCGGAACUAAAAGGCCACAGUCGGCGUGAUUACUGGCUAGCUAUUAUAAAAGAAAUACUAUAUGCCCACAGGUUUAUAAAAAAAUUCCGGAUCACUGGAAUUGAACGUGAUGAAUCACUUCUGAAGGCUACUCUAGGAAUUUUACGGCUGCAAGCUCUUAGAGACUUGAGUAAUGUGAGUCCAGUUUGUUGUGAAACGCUUCUUUUGUUCAAUCUCUGUGAUCAACUUCCAGGCGGAGAUGUAAUACUGGAGACACUUGCAAACAUGUCAUCGUCCAGGGAAUUAGAACAAAAACAUGGUUCAAAAUCCAGAGGGAUGUACUCUAUUUCAGCUUUAACCAUGGCUUCCAAUUUGGGUUUUGUAUUUGGAACAAGUCCUCCCAUUAAUGAGGGUAGGCUUGCUGUGGGCGAUAUCUCUGUAGGAGAAACGACUGCACUGGAGAGAGCCAUUAAAGAAUCAAGAAGGAACCAUAAGAAGGUAGUUAUGGCACAAGCAUCUGUUGAUGGGGUCAAAGUCGAAGGCAUUGAUACCAAUUUGGCAGUAAUGAAGGAGUUACUUUCGCCUUUGGUUGUAAUAUGGCAGUGGCUUGUUUCUCUUGCAUAUUGGGAAGACCCUAUGAAAUCUUCAGUUUUUUGCUUAAUAUGCUCUUUUGUCAUACUCAGGGGAUGGAUUUGCAAUGCCAUUGCAUCAACUUUGGUAUUUUUGGUGGUGUUCAUGGCACUCUCAAGGUGUUUUAAUAACAAAGGGAUGGUUGAUGAGCUCAAGGUAAGUGUGCCACCAGUAAUGAAUGCAGUCGAGCAGCUUUUGGGAGUCCAGAAUGUGAUUACUCAAGCUGAAGAGAUAAUACAAGAUGGAAACAUUGUUCUUCUGAAACUCCGUGGACUGCUUAUGUCGGUUUCCCCUCAGGCAAGCCAAAAGUUCUCUUUUGCUCUUUUGACGAUGGCUUUGAUUCUGGCUAUAUUACCAAUCAAGUUUAUUGUAGUCUUCACUUUUCUUGGUGCAUUUACGUCAUAUUCUCCUUGGAGAAAAGAUAGCAGUGAUCGAUGGAUUAGGCGGAUGAGAGAAUGGUGGUUCAGCAUACCUGCAGCUCCUGUUGUCUUGGUUAAAGAGAAAAGGAAGCCAAAAAGAGGAAGUGAAGUCCACAUGGAGUGAUCAAACCAGACCAUGUUCUAUGAUGUAUUGAUUGAACAAAAGAUAGAUUAGUUAUGUAUAUAUAAAUGACUAAUACUAUAUCACCAUGACUUCUUAGGUUUGAUUCUUUGAUUGAACUGAAGGGUCAUGAUUGUGGGUUCUUGUAUUGGGCUCUGUGAUAUUUAUUGAAGUA
Messenger RNA from Impatiens glandulifera, 2705 nucleotides. RefSeq lists its product as uncharacterized. The record is from RefSeq and is a predicted model, not a curated record. The transcript is spliced from 10 exons. The coding region runs from base 440 to 2533 and encodes 697 amino acids. NCBI's taxonomy places the organism in Eukaryota, Viridiplantae, Streptophyta, Magnoliopsida, Ericales, Balsaminaceae.